AUGGAUCCCUAUUCUGCCCAGAGCAGCCCUACCCUUCGAGAUCCUAUAUCAUUUGCCAUAUCAAGCCCUUCUCCUAAACAGUCUUUCGAUAUCCAAGCUGCUCUUGAGAAAAAGAUGGCUUCCUCUGACGGCUCGGAUUCUUCGCAGACAGCGCCAGUUGAUGCUCAAUCGCCUACAGACGAGGGGUUCUUUGACUUGCAACCCCCCGCCCCCAAAGCGAAUCGUGUAAAGGUUGAGGAUGUGAUGGCGAGUCUUUCUUGAUAUGAAGCAAACACAUUUGUUUUACUAAUUUAAUUAGGCAAGACUGCUGUCUGCCGAACAUCUGAACUUCAUACUAGGCGAUCAGUCUCUAUUCCAAAAGUUCACCACCUUCCUCAACCGUUUUCACGCCCAUAUGGUGCCCACCUUAAUCCGAUACUUGGAGAUGAGAAAAGCAGUGAAAGCAAUCGAGUUCGCCAACGCCAUUGCAAGACAAAUCCGUUGGCCUUCCCAUACCGAUUAUUGCAAAUUCAGUCGUGUUCAGGCCGGAGCUGUAGAUGUUCGCUUUGAGGAUUACGCUGCGAGGGAACUUUUACUGUUAUGUACUGAGGCUCUCCCUGCUUUCGUAACACAUGCACUUUUGGAGGUGGUCUCGGAUUGUGUGGCGAAGGAUAUCAUGGGUCAGGCUAUUCCGGUGGUGAAGGAUUUGGUGGGAAAUUUGGCGGAGGUCUUUUGUUUGACGGAUCCUUCGGUUCAUGAUAACCCUAUCAUAUUUGCUUCCGAAGGUUAGUCAAAUUUUGGUUUUGUUUUUCCGUCGAGAGGCAUAGCUGCCUGAACUUGAUUCAUUUUCAUGAUGCACUCUGACAGCUCGGCAGAGUUCCAUAGGACUACCCAAUACGGAACUUCCUAUGCUAUUAACCGAAAUUGUCGCUUUUUACAGGGCCCAGGAACCGACCAAAACACGGUGCUGAGGCUCUCUCAAGCCAUUACUCUCGGGCGAGAAUGUAACGAGGUUCUUCUGAAUUAGUAUGUUCCUUAUUUGAGUGCGAUCCCAGAAUAUACUAAUAACUUCCAGCCGCAGGGACGGAACUCCAUUCAUAAACCUCCUCAUGUCUGCCCCUCUCUACGAUGAUAGAGGAAGACUGAAAUAUUUUAUUGGCGCCCAAAUUGAUGUCACUGGCUUGAUUGAGCAUGGCAUGGGGAUCGAAUAUUUUAGAGCUCUGCUCCAGAAGGAACAGGAAUCCGAAGAAAGAAACUGCACCCCAAGAUACGAGGAUACGCAACAGUCUAAGAAUGCCAAAGAAACUCUUGAUAGACUUCAGGAGUUGAGUAUGAUGUUCAGUCAAGAGGAGGCAGAGGUUGUGAAAGGUAAUAGCCGCUGUGAUGAUGACAUUGAUGCCUGCUCCAUCAGAUCAGUGGUCCCAACGAGUAACCGAACUCGUGGGCCAGCACGAAGGAUAAUAGGGGCUGAGGAGCUUCCUGGAGAUGGAUUGAAUCUGUCGAAGUUGAACUUUCUUAACAAUCCUGAUGCUGGAAACACACUGCCUGGAGCUUAUCAGCAUGUAAGCAGUCCUGGUGUCCUUGGAAUACAUGGAUCUUUAACUAAUGAUACAAUAUAGUACCUACUGGUUAGACCAGACCCCUCACUACAAAUAAUCUUUGUUUCUCCGUCGCUUCGGUUACCUGGAAUUCUUCGAACCCAUCUUUUCUCCAAGCUUGGGGGUCCCGCUCAAACGAUUAAUGCUUUGCAGGACGCAUUUAGGGAUGGGGCUUCAGUGACAGCCAAGGUACUCUGGUUGCCAAAGAACGAGCGGGGACGAAGUGCAGCAGAAAAGCCCAGAUGGAUCAGAUGCACGCCUCUGCUAGGAUCCGAUGAUCGAGUUGGGGUAUGGAUGAUUAUUCUCAUCCCGGUUGAAACCCAGGUUAGACCUUUCGGAAGAAUGGAGCACGUAGGUGAAAUAGUCGACGAGGUGGAGAUUCAGAGAAAAAGACUGAAUGCUAUAUCGAUGGCUGGGUCGAGAGCGGGCAGUGUUGUGCCGCAUUCACGAACAGCGUCAAGAGAGGGAUUUGUUAGACCGGCUCCAAGGGAUACUAUGACCAGGCCGCCUACGAGGGAUGGUUUGAUAAGACCACCUACAAGGACAGGGUCAGUGGAGCCUAUUGUCAGGAGAUUGGAACCUUUAGAUAUGAACCCUAUAGGUUCUGGGACCCUCGGCAGAAUGAGGAGGGGGAGGCCGGAUGAUGGACUUGAACUCUAUGCAGAGUAUCUGAGGAGCUCAUCACCUGCGACUUCCACCUUCUUCAAUUAGCUAUAGGGAGGGUACUGGUAUCGGGACUUUCAUUUCUGUGUUUCCAUUUUCUGUGCUACUGCCAGUACUAGUACUACUUGUACCCCGGCACUUGCUUGCUUCUCGAUAUACCCAGUCCUCGCGGAAUUUUUUCCUUGUAACAAUGAUAGACCUUGUGUACUUGAUUUGUGUAAGGUGCAAACCUUUGACUUGCUUAGCGAGAGGAUUGAUUAGACAAAGAUUACAGAUUACCUCGAAUUGAUUACCGAAAACAGAAAAACAAAAGUUCUAAA
Hymenoscyphus albidus is the source of this 2560-nucleotide messenger RNA. The record is from the annotation of a GenBank genome assembly. Lineage: Eukaryota; Fungi; Ascomycota; Leotiomycetes; Helotiales; Helotiaceae.